UUGACAAUUGGAGCAAUGGUAGGGGCAGUCGUGAGUGGUAAGAUAGCAGAUCGACUUGGGCGGAGAAUGGUUUCUUGGUUGCUUGAUGCUGGACGACUAUUGAUCGGAUAUGGAAUAGGGGUUCUCUCUUAUGUGGUACCAGUUUACAUAGCAGAAAUAUCACCUCAAAACCUUCGCGGAGCUUUUACCACUGUUAAUCAGCUGAUGAUAUGUGUUGGAGUAUCUGUAAUGUGGCUUAUUGGAACAUUCUUUCCUUGGCGCACCCUAGCUCUAAUCGGAAUCAUUCCGUGUCUACUACAGGUUAUAGGCCUGUUCUUCAUUCCUGAAUCUCCUAGAUGGCUGGCAAAAAUUGGUAUGUGGGAAGACUGCGAGUCUGCACUUCACAGGCUUAGGGGAAAGAACGUAAAAAUCUUUGAAGAAGCAGCUGAAAUCAGAGAUUAUACCAAAACACUUCACCAGCUGUCAGAAACUAGAGUCUUUGAUUUGUUCCAACCGACAUAUGCUAAAUCUCUUAUUGUUGGAGUUGGACUUAUGGUAUUGCAGCAAUUGGGAGGCGUGAACGCAAUUGCAUUUUACGUGGAUUCUAUCUUUAUUUCUGCUGGUUUUUCAAGUACCAUUGGUUCAAUAGCAAUGGUCAUUGUUCAGGUUCCAUUUACCUUAUUAGGUGUCCUUCUGAUGGAUAUUUCAGGUAGACGACCACUUCUGAUGGUACUGGCUGCAUCUUGGUUUCACACGACUAGAAUAUAUUAUUAUUUUACAUUAAAAUUAAACAUGUUAUAUAGGGAUGCUAAACCUGUCGUGUUUGCGGUUUGGAGGGUCCAACUUUACAUGAAUCCGAAAAUGGUUUCUGCUGCUGGAACGUGCUUAGGUUGUUUCCUCACAGGAAUAUCAUUCUUGCUACAGGACCUUCAAGUGAAUAACUGGUUCAGCCCCAUUUUGGCACUUGUUGGGGUGUUGGUAUUUUCGGGAUCUUUUUCAUUGGGCAUGGGAGGAAUUCCAUGGGUCAUUAUGUCUGAGAUCUUUCCUAUAAAUAUUAAGGGUUCAGCUGGAAGCCUCGUGACAGUAGUUAAUUGGUUUGGUUCAUGGGUCGUUUCGUAUGCGUUUAACUUCCUUAUGAAGUGGAGUUCGGAAGGUCCUCUCUCUCACACACACACACACACAAACACACAUGUGUGUAUGCGUGUUGCAUGUUAUCUUGCUGAUAUGAUAGAAACAACAAGAUACAUUUGCUGAAACUUGCAACAUGACCCUCCCUCCUGCACGCAUUCACAACUAUAUACAAUCCGACAUCAUAGAAGUAGCUUUUAUAUACGGGUCAGGUACCGUUGACCCGAUUGAAAAAUAUUUUAUAACAAAUUAGUGUCUCAAAAAUGAUUACCAAAGUUAUUAGUUGUGUAAUUUCAAUAAUUUAAGGCGUCUUACGUGCCUAAAGAUAUACUUGAGGCGACUUUUGACCCAUUUCUUUUGUCGCUAUUUUUUUAUUCUUAUUUUACUCGUAUGGGUUAGUGUGUAAUUCUUGUCAACCCAUCUAUAGUAAAUAGGAAGAUAAUGCCACCUCUACACUGAGCCAAUAUUGUUUCCUUACAUUUGUAAACACGCACGCUGAGUUGCUUUAAGACUUGAUAGUUAUGUAUUUCCCUCCCAGGAACCUUUUUCAUGUUUGCAAGCAUAUGCUGCUCAACUGUUUUGUUCGUUGCAAAAUUGGUACCGGAGACUAAGGGUCGGACACUUGAAGAAAUACAAGCAUCCAUGAACCCGUUAAUAUCAAACUGAUGUACUGUACUCUCCUUAUAUAAGGCUUGCCUGUGCUAUAAACUUCAUGCUUUAUAAUAUGUUUAAAUCGUUUCAACACUA
Messenger RNA from Helianthus annuus (common sunflower), 1854 nucleotides. Its product is annotated as sugar transporter ERD6-like 5. The record is from RefSeq and is a predicted model, not a curated record. The transcript is spliced from 14 exons. Gene Ontology annotation, biological process: transmembrane transport; carbohydrate transport. Gene Ontology annotation, cellular component: membrane. Gene Ontology annotation, molecular function: sugar transmembrane transporter activity. Lineage: Eukaryota; Viridiplantae; Streptophyta; Magnoliopsida; Asterales; Asteraceae. The coding region runs from base 16 to 1233 and encodes 405 amino acids.